This is a messenger RNA of Pleurotus ostreatus (oyster mushroom), 897 nucleotides long. RefSeq lists its product as uncharacterized. Gene Ontology annotation, biological process: protein localization to kinetochore; mitotic cell cycle; kinetochore assembly. Gene Ontology annotation, cellular component: chromosome, centromeric region; nucleus. The transcript is spliced from 2 exons. NCBI's taxonomy places the organism in Eukaryota, Fungi, Basidiomycota, Agaricomycetes, Agaricales, Pleurotaceae. The record is from RefSeq and is a predicted model, not a curated record. Bases 1 to 897 code for a protein of 298 amino acids.
AUGACUGAACAACAGGCAGUCAAUGCUCCGCCUCUUCUUCUACCAGAAGCUCUUGGAUUCUCUCCUCAGCUUCUACUGGACGAUAUUAUCAACAUCGCCAACAAUGCUGUCACAGACGCCGUCAAUGGUUUAGAGGAAUUUCUGCAGCGGUGGGCUGAUGAACGUGCCAAGAAGGAAGGGGGCAGCGAUACAAUGAAGGAGUCCGAAUGGGAUCCAACAGGCGAGGUCGAGCAAGGCCUUGUCGCCUUCCAAACGUUGCUGGAGUACCAUACUGACGUCGCGUUCGACUUCUUCGAGGCUUGGUCGCUUCGAAACGUAUUCGCUGUGCCGCCGGAUUUGCCAAUCGUACUGCCCCACCAGGAAGGUCUCGACCUGACACAAUCCCCUGAGAGGGAGAAGGAGCUCAUGGACGAGAUAGUCGAGUUAAGACUGCAGCUGCAAGAUCAACGGCGUCUUGGAAGAGUGCUGACGCGUGCCGUACAUGUUUCCCGAGCAGGGCGUCGUCGAGCUGAAAAACGGCGGGAGCGUCUGUCCUUCCUCCACGAUCCUACGUUCGACACCAUCGAGGGCCUUCCUCAGAAGUUGUUCGAAUUGUAUAAAUCAGUGUCAGCACUACCUGACCUUGACCCGGCAACACUCUCCUCGCUCACGCAGUAUCGUCUUUCGGACCCUGGUAAACGACCUUGGGAAACCAGCAAAACUGGGUAUCUCAACUGGGCAGUGUCUCAGCUACUUGUCCGCGCGAGGGAGCGGAAUGCGGCCGAGGGACGGCGGACUGGGCUUGACGAAGACAACGAGCGGGUACAAGAAGUUGGCUCUGCAGAUCAACUGAAGGCUGCCAUUGAAGCCAUGGAUCGUGUUCAGGCAAGCCUGGAGAUGACCACUGAUCUAUCCUAG